Messenger RNA from Fimicolochytrium jonesii, 1794 nucleotides. RefSeq lists its product as uncharacterized. The transcript has 4 exons. NCBI's taxonomy places the organism in Eukaryota, Fungi, Chytridiomycota, Chytridiomycetes, Spizellomycetales, Powellomycetaceae. Bases 1 to 1794 code for a protein of 597 amino acids. The record is from RefSeq and is a predicted model, not a curated record.
AUGAAACUCACCCCCACCUUCCUCCUCGCCCUCCUCGCGACCCUGCACCUCGCCGCCGCCGCGCCCGUCGACGACCUCAAGACCUUCCCGUUGGCCAAGGACACGCACAUCGAUCCGCGGGGCUACCACUGCUGGAACGCGGGGGGACAUUGCCGGAUCUGCUGUGAUAAUAGGGGGGACUUGGCGGUCUCAAAGCGCUCUCCACCCACGCUGAACCAGGUGUUUAGAGAGUUCUUCCGUACAUGGCGACAGCGCCGCAUAUUUCGCCCCGGAGACCUGUGCUACGCCUCGACGAACCCGGCGUUCUACAGCAGAGGGCCUCAGCCGUUGUUCACCGCGCUGUCGUCUUCGCCCAACCACAUAACGUUCGUGCCUCAAGCCAUGAUACCCACUGAUAGCCCAUUCGCGGUGCCCCUAAGUGUAAGCAUCCAACGGCCGUUACUACCCUUCACACCCAUUCCGGGGCUGUACCAAGCCAACAGGUACAUGCAACCGUUCCCCAUGAGACAGAACACGCUACUAGCGCGGGCGCUGAACGCAGAUGCAACUAAAACAUAUCUAAGCGCACGGGUUGAUCCAAGGCUGGGCAACAAGAAUACCGGGAAUCAAGACCCCCGUGCUCGGAAUCGGUUCGAUGAAGACAACACGCCAUACAUCUCGUCAACAACCGAUCUGAAUCUGGCCUUGGAGUGGAGUGUGGCGGCCGCACUCGAUGCAUUUCUGCUGGAGAGUACUAAUGUGGACGGGCUGAACCCAAGCUACAACCCAAUCCCCCGUUACACCAUUCUGUUCACCAGAGAUGGGCUGGACAUCACCGACCUGACCGACAUCAACACCGUGCCCUCCAUCCACCAGACUGCAAGUGGUCCGUGUGAGAAGGCCAUCUCGUUCUCUACAUCGCUGUCGGAGGUGCUUGUGCGCAACAGGAUCCCGGCAGGCAACGUGGUGUGGUCUAUAGAGGUGACUGCUACGAGUGAGUUCACGUUUCGCAUUCGUAUCAUCCGAGGCAAUGCGCCUGUCCCACCCGGCUUUGUGCUUCGACGCGGUCUGGAUGCAGCCGGCCUCGCGAAUGCAACCUGGCGCUUUGCCAGCAACGUUCUAGCCGCCGCGAACUUCCACCAUGGCGUUGCGACAAGCACUGACCCGAUGUGCCGCUACCACCGGCAAAGCUCUAGACUACAUGGCGCACGCAGCGGCAACCAGAAACGUGCGUACCCGACGAUCGAUGCCGCAGACCCCCGCAUGCGUGCUCUGUAUGACGAGUGGGCUACUCACGCCGACACAUUGGACCUGCGUCCCUCCAGGCGGAUCACUGCGGUGAUAGAUCCCCUCUCAUGCUUUAGCACAACUAGCGAGAGCACUGAGGCGUUUACAACGAGGCAGUGCGUCCUUGUGUCUGCGGCGCUUCUGUUGGCGCGCAGCAGCAAGCGCCAUCAUGGCUCUGCUGUGAUGUACGUGGGUAGCAUGCUGAGCACAACGUACGUAGACAACAGCAGCUCGCUGUCAGAGAUGCUGGUCAACAUCCGCAUUGGCACAUCAGGCGAAGCACAUCGCCCUGAGUAUGGCACGUACUACCAGAACGUCAUGCACAACUGCCCCCAGUCGACGCUGGCCUUUCUUACGCAUCUCGAUGACGACCCCGCCCUGCCCAACUUCGAUAUGACGCAGGCUGAGACCCACGGGUGUACGGUAGCCUACUGGGACAUCAUGGCAUCGAAGCGUGCGAUCUUGGCUGCGGCGAUGAUAUGCACCCCGACCGCGAUGCUGGGAUCUCCGCCGGGGUCGCCGCGAUAG